Molecule: messenger RNA, 2709 nt
Organism: Gekko japonicus
Lineage: Eukaryota; Metazoa; Chordata; Lepidosauria; Squamata; Gekkonidae
Gene: GRSF1
Product: G-rich RNA sequence binding factor 1
Exons: 10
Coding region: 91-1494 (467 amino acids)
Biological process (GO): regulation of RNA splicing
Cellular component (GO): nucleoplasm; ribonucleoprotein complex
Molecular function (GO): RNA binding
Source: RefSeq, a predicted model, not a curated record
GCGGCGCAUGUGCCGGAGGCCUUGGCUCGGGCGGGAGGUGCGGCCGAGGCGGCGGCGACGGCAACGACGGCGACGGGGCCUCCGUCUCCCAUGGCCGGGACGCGCUGGGUCUUGGGCGCGCUGCUCCGGGGCUGUGGCUGUGGCUGCAGCAGUUGCCGCCAGACCGGCGCGGCCUGCCUCCCCCUGCGCCCCGCCGCCGCCGCCCUCGUCGCGGCCUCCUCCUCCGCCGCCGCCCCCGCCGGCUGCGACUCCCUCGGCCCCUCGGGCCACCGCCGCCGCCGCCUCCUGUCCUUCCUCGGGGCAGCCACGCAGAGCCGCGGCUUCGCCAGUUCCGCCGGGCCGCUGCCUGGCUUCGGCGCCCUGCGGGGCUCGCUGCUGUCUCCGGGCCUCGCGGGGAGAUGCUACAGCCGGGAGCCCAAUGUUCCGUUUCAGGAUGAGUAUCCUGCCCUCUUGGAAUACGAGCCGCCUCCAUCCAAGUCCAGCGAAGAAGACGACGUGUAUCUUAUUCGAGCCCAGGGUCUGCCUUACUCCUGUACUGAGGAAGAUGUUCUCAACUUCUUUGCGGGCAGCAAGAUCCGAAAUGGUGUGCAUGGCAUACACUUCCUCUUAAACCGUGAUGGGAAACGCAGAGGAGAUGCUCUGGUUGAACUGGAGUCAGAACAGGAUGUGCAGAAGGCCCUGGAGAAGCAUCGAAGGUAUCUGGGCCAGCGCUACGUGGAAGUUUUUGAAAUUCACAACGAGGACGUCGAAGCCAUCAUGAAGAGCUUGCAGUCCACCUCGACUUCCGUGACCAACGACGGGGUCGUGCGACUGAGAGGCCUUCCGUACAGUUGCGUCGAAGCGGACAUUUCUGAGUUCUUCUCAGGCUUGAGUAUCGUCGACAUAACAUUUGUCAUGGACCAGAGAGGUAGGAGGAAAACAGGAGAGGCGUUUGUCCAGUUUGCUACCCCUGAAAUGGCUAAUCAGGCUUUGCUGAAGCAUAAGGAGGAGAUUGGGAACCGGUACAUAGAAAUAUUUCCAAGCCAGAGGAGUGAAGUUCGUACACACAAUGGUUUCUACCGGGGUAGGAAAAUGAUGGGUUACUCGCCUAUGAAGCAAGACCCUGAAUCGGUUUUUGAGGAGAGCGAAUUGUGUGAGGCCCUGAGACCGGCUUACGAAAGUGACACAGAAACUGACAUGUUUAAGCCAGCGUUUGAGAAACCUCGAGAGGUGUCGGAAUCCGGGAGCUUCUCCACGCUUCAUUUUGUCCACCUGAGGGGCCUGCCUUUUCAAGCGACUGCCCAAGAUAUUAUAAAUUUUUUUGCUCCCCUGAAACCGGUGAGGAUCACGAUGGAGUAUAAUUCGAGCGGGAAAGCGACCGGAGAAGCCGACGUGCACUUUGAGACGCACGAGGAUGCAGUUGCCGCCAUGGCCAAGAACAGGUCUCACGUGCAGCAUAGAUACAUUGAGUUAUUCCUGAAUUCAUCACCAAGCAGAAAAAAUGGUUGCCAGUGACAAUAGCAUAAUUCCCAAAGUUUAGGAUAAAUAUGCAUUUCAUUUGCACACUUUUCCUAGCGCUGGAAUGCAGGAGUUCCUGUAACUCGCAAGGAUAAAAUCUAAAAGGACACUUUGUUUUUUCUGAAUUGCCUUUCCAAGAAAAAAAAGAAAACCAGCAGCUGUACCUGAAACCCCACAGAUUGUUUGUGCAUAAUCUGUCGUAUGUGAAAAACCAAAAUUAAACGUUGAGCUGUCCCAUCGGUGAGCUUCUUCUAUAGUGCAUACCCUGGUAGCAUUGGGGGGGGGGGGAACUCCAACAGCUGUGAUCUGCAGCUGCAACAUCGACCUGCUUCUAAACGUGGCCGGUGCAGAUGUGCCGCUGCCCGUAAUCUUGAUUAGGUGGGUGGAAACGAUGUCGUUUCAGAGCCCAGGUGAAGGGUGAGCACAGAACAGAUCAGUUGGCGGGUGGAGGGGGAAUGCCUGCUUCCCAGGACCCGCUUCUGAUUCCCUGUGUGAUGAAGAAGUUGUCUGAGUUGUAUCCGCAUCAGCCCCUUACGUGGAACGUUGCCCUUGGGGGAGAUGGGCCACAUGACGUGCAUGAAGGAAUGCGCUCUGGAGCCCAACUGGGAAGCUGACUUGUUAACCGGGUGCCCAUUUUGAGUGCAUGUGUGGGGUUUGGUCUGGUUUAAAAUUGGGGGUGUGUGCAUAAAAUUAAGUCUUGUGUUCUGGCUGGAAAUUAAAAAGUACUUUAGAAAAGCUGCUGAUUCUCCAUAAGGCCUUUUUUUGGGGGGGAGGGUUGGUUUAUAAGCAGAUCCCCUUCUUGUCACACACCGAAGUGUUCACGUAGCUCUAGUUAUUAGUUUGGAUUUGACUUUUGUGGUUAAAACAACACACCCGCUGUCGGCUUUUUCUAAGCAGGAUAAAAGUUUUGUUGUCCAUCGCUUCCUUCCUUUAAAAACUUGAGGUGAGUCUGUCCCAAUUCAGGUGGUGAAUGUUGGACUCUGCCAUUACCUUAAGUAGUUCUGACGUAUGAACGGAAUGCCCGCAUUGUAUAUGGAAGCAAGUCCUGUAUGGAUUUGUGUGUAUGUAUACAGAUAAUGGUCACCAUAUGUGCAGAAGUACUCGAAUGGAUCAUAGGUUGACCUGUUUGUGUAGUCCUGGAAUAACCAACCUAUGUAAUGAGAGGUUAGUCAGACCUGUGAUGAAGUCUGCCAUCUGAUUGGACUCCCCUUU